UUCUAAUGUAUUAAAUAACAGCUUAGAAAGUACAGAGCGAAAAUAUUAUUUUCUAUCGAAAAACUUGUACUUACGAAUGUUAUUAUAAGAAAGUAAAAAUACGAAAAGUUGUAUCAAAUUUUCAUGAAAAUGAUAAACAUUUCCGUGGAACCAUGAAUGCAAUUCUUCAGUUCUACCUUUCUAAAUGAACGUCCAGCUGAUGGAAAGUUUAAAUUACUAUCACAAAGGCAUAGUUAAUUAUGAAUUACUUUUAACUACCCGCAGUUUCUUCGUGAUCUGUUCUACACCAUGAACACUUUCUCAUGUAAUAAUGCAUUGUCAUUAGGUUAGAGAAAGUAAUAAAUAGACGAAUCGAACUUUCCAUUGUAAAUAGCGAAAAUUUCUGUGAAGAUCAAAGUCUACUGCUUUAAAAGACACUUGGACCCAUUUAAAUAUUUUAUUUUGAGAUAUAAAGCGAAAAUUCUUCAACAAAACAGUGUAAAUAUACAUACAGGACAAACUAUCUUCAGUAAAACAUAGGAAAGUAUAGCAAUCAAAGUACAGAGGACCAACGAAAAGCUGAAAUUCCGAAUAUAUCAUCAGAAAUAAUUCAUUAGUAAGAAGAUUUGAUCAUCCGAGUUUUCGAAAAUCCUUCAAAAUGAUAACAUCACUCAAUUGUUCCAUCAACAGAAAAAUGUUACCAAUGAAACUCCAUUAUCUCUUCUAUGCAUUGGGUACUGGUGCAGUUUUACCUUUCUUCCCAUUAAUAGCAAAGAAUAUUGGGAUUAGUGCUUCAGGAUUAGGAUUAACAUUCGCUGUAGUUCCAUUUUUCACUAUAAUAGUUAAUCCCCUUUUCGGUGUCCUCACUGAUAAAUUCAAAAAAAUUAAAUUUAUUCUCAUGUUCUUCAUUGCCAUUCAAUCAAUUUUCUAUUUUUCAAUUAAUUUUAUUCCUCGUAUUGAAAAGGAGAAAAUCAUUUUCUCUGAUAUAAAAUUUCAUUGCGACGAUGGAAACAUGAAAAACUUCACGAAAAAUUCGAAUAUUUCAUCAACAAAUACAUAUAAUAACACAUUGCAAUGUCGUGCAAUAUGUUUUGUAUGGAACAAUAGCGAGGUAUUUUCACAAAAUUCUUUCAAUUUUACCAGAGAUUUAACUUUAAACAAUGACCAAGACUUACAAAUCGAUAAUUUUACAUCUUCAAUUUGUUCUCAGUUUAAUAAAGAAUGCCAAAUUAAAUGCUUUGUAGAUGGAGACGAAGAAGACAAUUCAUUUGUCCAUUAUCAGUAUUGGCUAUUCGUUAUCAUAACAGCUAUUCCCGUUGUAAUUACUAAUGCAAUUAUAGCAAUAUCUGAUACUGCUUGCUACGAAUCUCUAGAAGGAAGAGUUAAUCAAUUUGGUAAACAAAGAGUAUGGCUUUCUAUUGGGUGGGGAAUUAUACAAUUAACUACCGGAUACGUGGUUGAAUUAGCAAAUAAAGGAAACGAUGGCAAAACAGAUUUUUCUAUUUGUUUCUAUGUCAUGCUACCUUUAAAAUUUAUCGACAUUAUCGUUGUUAGUUUUACAGAUAUGAAAAAGGAAAAAACUUCAAGAAACAUAUUUAAAGAUGUUAGAAAGAUAUUUGUAAAACUUCAUCCUUUUAUUUUCAUAAUUGCAGUAUUUUUUAUAGGGGCAAUCAAUGGUAUGUUGUGGAAUUAUGCUUUUUGGUAUUUCGAACAACUGGGUGCUAACAAAAUAUUUAUGGGAAUAACUUCAGCCGUUAAUGUUAUAUUUGCUGAAGUUCCUUUUAUGUUCGUAUCCGGUUGGAUUAUUAAAAGAAUUGGAAGAGAUAACAGUAUUUCAAUGGCUUUUCUAUCAAGUUCUGUAUGGUGUUUCACUGCUUCGUUUAUGUACAAUCCUUGGUGGAUUUUAAUAGCUAAUUUAUUUCAAGGUCCUGCAUAUGGUCUUUUUCAAGCAGUCAUGACUUCUUAUGGAAAACUCGUGGCUCCUCCGGGAACAGAAGCAACUAUGCAAACGAUUCUAGGAGCAACGUUUCAUGGUUUAGGUAUAGGUACCGGCAGUUUACUAGGAGGAUUCAGUUUUGAUAAUUUCGGUGGUCGAAUGACUUACCGUUUUCUUGGAUAUUUCACUUUAAUUACAGCUGCAGUAUAUAAAUGCAUUACACUAUUUAUAGCAGGAGAAAAUACCGUAAUUAAAGAAGAAGAAAGAAACAAACGAAUGGAUAUGACAAAGACAACUGGAAAACAAUAGAGACACAUCAGAAUAUAGAUUCAUCCAGGAUCCAGUAAAUUAUUAAAUAAUUCAACACUUUGUCAUCACCUUUCU
Molecule: messenger RNA, 2299 nt
Organism: Centruroides sculpturatus (bark scorpion)
Lineage: Eukaryota; Metazoa; Arthropoda; Arachnida; Scorpiones; Buthidae
Product: major facilitator superfamily domain-containing protein 6-like
Exons: 6
Coding region: 638-2224 (528 amino acids)
Cellular component (GO): membrane
Source: RefSeq, a predicted model, not a curated record